GACGCUGUUUGCCACGUCCAGGUCGGCAAAAAGACUUCCUGGUGCGGGGAGGAUCAGACUGACGGGCCUGGCCGUGACACCAUUAUUGCGGGAUCAAGAACACAGCUGUGCCAACAGUCAAACGUGGGCGCCACCAUGAACGGGCAGCUGGACCUCAGCGGGAAGCUGAUUAUCAAAGCCCAGCUGGGCGACGACAUCCGCCGCAUCCCCAUCCACAAUGAGGACAUCACUUACGACGAGCUGCUGCUCAUGAUGCAGCGUGUCUUCCGCGGCAAGCUGCAGAGCUCCGAUGAGGUCACCAUCAAGUACAAGGACGAAGACGAUGACCUCAUCACCAUUUUUGACAGCUCUGACCUCUCCUUCGCCAUCCAGUGUAGCAGAAUACUGAAGCUUACACUGUUCGUGAAUGGUCAGCCAAGGCCAUUGGAGUCCAGCCAGGUGAAGUACCUGAGGCGAGAGCUCAUUGAACUGAGAAAUAAAGUCAACAGUCUGCUGGACAGCCUGGAGCCGCCUGUGGAACCUGGCUUCGCCGCCAGUGAGCCGGACAAUGACGCGGUGGAUGGCCGCGACGGGAAGGCCGUGGCUCCAGACUCCACAGCGAAGCAGCCCGUCCCAGUCAGCGCCGCCAGCAUGUCGGCCUUCGACCCCCUGAAGAACCAGGACGAGGUCAGCAAGAACGUCAUCUCCGCCUUUGGGCUCACCGAGGACCAGGUCUCAGGCCCCCCCAGCGGGCCCGUGGAGGAGCGUUCGGGCACGCCUGACAGCAUCGCCUCGUCCUCCUCAGCUGCCCAGCAGGCCGGUGUGGCCCCCCAGCCCCAGGCCCCCUAUGCAGGGGCCCAGCAGCAGCCUCCAGCAGCCAUGGAUGGUCAGGUGUACCAGCAGUACCAGGCCCCAGGUGGAUACCCCCCCCAGCAGCCAGCAGCACCCCCACAGCCACAGUAUGCCAUGCAGUACCCAGCUGGCUACACCCCCCAGCCAGGGGCCCCUCAGCCCGGAGCCCCCCAGCAGCAGCAGUUCCAAAACUACAAUGCCCCCACAUCCCAGGCAGCGGCCCCUGCAGCAGGAUUUGCCGGGCAGCAGCAGCCCCCUCCCCAGGGAGCGCAGCAGUACCCCCCAGGAGCCUUCCCCCCUCAAAACUACACCUCCCAGGCCUCUCAGCCUGCUAAUUACAACAUACCCCCCACCUCCCAGCCUGGCCCUGCCUACCAGCCCCGCCCAGGCUACACCCCACCCCCGGGAAGCACGGUGACCCCACCCCCAGGCGCCGCUAACCCAUAUGCCCGCAACCGCCCUCCCUACGGCCAGGGUUACACCCAGCCAGGCCCAGGGUACCGGUAAGAGGGUGCCAUGGAUGCACUGAGAGUGGCCCAGCUCUUUUCUAGAACUUGGAAAACGGGCGGCACGCGUCCGGUGACCCAGAUCAGUUAAAACUUUCUCCAUCCCAAAUCCAAAAAAAUAAAUAAACCAACACAACCGUUAGUGUCAAUCUGUCAAAAAAAAAAAUCAAACCUUCUGUGUCUUACCUUCAACAUUAAGCAGUAUGUACACAGAAGGGCGGGCAGGUAGGGCAAAGUAUGAAAUGGUGGCUAUGUUUUGUUUCAGUUUAUCACUUUUCACCAUAUUAGUAAUAAAUGUAUGUGAAAUAAAAUCAGCAUCCUUUGUUUUGUUGUUUUUUUGUUUUGUUU
Molecule: messenger RNA, 1685 nt
Organism: Megalops cyprinoides (Indo-Pacific tarpon)
Lineage: Eukaryota; Metazoa; Chordata; Actinopteri; Elopiformes; Megalopidae
Gene: tfg
Product: trafficking from ER to golgi regulator
Exons: 8
Coding region: 136-1338 (400 amino acids)
Biological process (GO): endoplasmic reticulum to Golgi vesicle-mediated transport; COPII vesicle coat assembly
Cellular component (GO): endoplasmic reticulum exit site
Molecular function (GO): identical protein binding
Source: RefSeq, a predicted model, not a curated record